UCUGUUGCUCUCUCUCCCUUCCUCUCUCUCUCUCCAUUGGGUCUAUAGCUCUCUCUCUUACACGCUCUGUAUUCAUUCAUUCUAUUGCUCUCUCUCUCUUUUUCCCUCCAUUGCUUCUGUUGCUCUCUCCAUCCAUUGGUUCCAUUGCUCUCUCUAUAUUUCUUCUAUUGCUCUCUCUCUCUCUUUUUCCAUUGCUUCUAUUGCCCUCUCCCUCCAUUGCUUUUAUUUCUCUUUUUCUCUCUCUUUCUUUCUCUCUCUCUCCCUCUCUCUCUAUUUCUUUUUUCUUCUAUUGCUCUCUCCCUACAUUGCUUCUACUGCUCUCUCUCUCUCUCUCUCCCCUCCCCCCUCCCUUCUCGUUCUUUCAUCCGCGUGCUCAGCAGCAGCAGUAGCAGCAGCAGCGCAGUGAGUCGCGCGCUCCACUGCGGCGGGAGAGAGAGGGAGAGACUCCAGCGCGCGCAGGACCCGUGGCUGCUGGUAGUGUCGCGCGGCGUCGUUCGUUCCACUCCUUCGGUGGCGGCGGAGUGAGCGUUUCACAAGGACCACUCUCUCUCGCGUGCUCCGUGUUUUUUAAAAACCGUGUUUUUGUGACCAGGCGCGUGCGUUCCUCAUCUUUGUCUCGCGCGCCUUCCUCCUUCUGCUUCUCCUCCUCCUGCUGCUGCUCCGUGCCCAGCGCGCUCCAGGCUCCGGUUCUUCUGCUCUGACUCUUGACUCUAACGACUCGAAUCGUUACCCGCCCCCCCUCCUGAACGCACACGCGCGCGCGCGCACACACCACCUAACCUCCCCCUCCCCACCCCCCUCCUUUACUUAAGUGCAUGCGACACCGUCCUGCAGAAAGUAUGAUGAAGUUUGUGCGUGUUUGUGCGGCCCGCGGCGCGCGCCGGUACGCAUGAGACCCCUCUCGGAGAGCCCCUCCGUUGAGACAUCUCCAUAGCAACGCAUUUUUGGCGCCCUUUGUAGCAUCGGGAGAAGAUGAGGUCCGCGCGCGACUUUCUGAACUGCACUUAAAAAAAUAACAAAAAAUAUCCAAAACAAAACAGCAGAAACAUAAAAAACAUCAAAAGGGAAAGUAAAGCCAGCCCGGCCAGUGGCUCGAGGGGUGUCCUCGUGCCCUCUUCCUCCUCUUCCUGCUCAUCCUCAUCCUCACCCUCUUCCCCCUCUAAUGCCGCUUUGAUCGCUCACACGUGCUGCGGUAAAACGCGGAGCUCGAGACAAACGCCACAGAAAGGCUGAGAGAAGAAGAAGAGGAAGAAGAAGAGGGAGAUUAAAAAAGACAACAGGAGGGAUGAAGAAGUUCCGAAAGGUACUGGACGGCUUGACCACAUCGUCGCCUGCCAGCGCAGGUGGAUCGCCGUCAUGCGGGAGCGCGGCCGGAACCCCCACCGCUGCGCCCACCCCGCGCGAGCUGGAUGUGCACGAGACGCUGAUGUCCGAACACUUCCACAUCUGCAAGACUGUGCGUCAUGGCUUCCCUUACCAGCCCACUUGUCUGACGUUUGAUCCCGUGCAGAAGAUCCUGGCCAUCGGCACUCGCUCCGGAGGAGUGCGAAUUCUGGGCGGGCCGGGAGUGGACUGCUACAGUCAGCAUGAGAGUGGAGCGGCGGUCCUGCAGCUUCAGUUCCUCAUCAAUGAGGGGGCGCUGGUCACAGCCUGUGCAGAUGAUACUCUGCACCUCUGGAAUCUUCGGCAGAGACGUCCAGCAAUACUGCACUCACUCAAAUUCAACAGAGAGAGGAUCACAUUCUGCCAUCUUCCGUUCCAGAGUAAAUGGCUUUAUGUGGGAACAGAACGAGGAAACACGCACAUCGUCAACGUUGAGUCCUUCAUCUUGUCUGGAUACGUCAUUAUGUGGAACAAGGCCAUAGAAUUAUCAACAAAGACACAUCCGGGGCCUGUGGUCCAUCUGAGUGACAGUCCGAAAGAUGAAGGGAAGCUGCUGAUUGGUUUUGAAAGUGGCACGAUCGUGAUGUGGGACCUGAGAGCCAAAAGAACUGACUUCAGAAUCUACUACGAUGAGGCGAUUCACUCUGUGAGUUGGCAUCAUGAAGGUCGGCAGUUCAUGUGCAGUCACUCUGAUGGGAGUUUAAGUAUGUGGAACCUGAGGAACACAGCCAAGCCCUUCCAGGUCACCUUCCCUCACGGUAAAUCUCAAAGAGACGGUAGAAAAGAAUCAUGUAAACCCAUUUUAAAGGUGGAGUACAAGACCUGCAGAAACAGUGAGCCCUUUGUGAUCUUCUCUGGUGGUCUGUCGUACGAUAAAGCGGGACGUAGACCCACUCUCACCAUCAUGCACGGCAAAGCCAUCACAGUGCUGGAGAUGGACCACCCUAUAGUGGAGUUCAUUGUGCUGUGUGAAACACCAUAUCUCAAUGAAGUGCAAGAGCCGUAUGCAGUGGUGGUGUUGCUGGAGAAGGACUUUAUUGUGGUGGAUCUCACACAGAGCAAUUUUCCCAUCUUUGAGAAUGCCUACCCAAUGGACAUUCACGAAUCACCGGUCACCUGCACAGCUUACUUCGCCAACUGCCCUCCAGACAUCAUCCCUGUGCUGUACUCCAUCGGGGCGAAGCACAAAAAGACCGGAUACAGCCACAAGGAGUGGCCUGUGAGUGGAGGCACGUGGACAGUCGGCUCUCAGACAUAUCCUGAGAUCAUCAUAACAGGACAUGCAGACGGAUCGAUAAAGUUUUGGGACGCCACAGCCAUCACGCUGCAGAUGCUCUACAAGCUGAAGACGUCAAAGGUGUUUGAGAAGCCGAAGGGUGCGGAGACGGGCCGCAGCGCCGAGCUGGUGGAGGAAGACCCCUAUGCUGUUCAGAUGGUCAGCUGGUGCCCCCAGAGCCGCAUCUUCUGCGUGGUGGGAAUCAGUGCCCACGUCAUCCUCUACCGCUUCAGCAAGCAUGACGCCAACACCACCAUCACGUCUCUUGAGGUGCGUCUGCAGUGUGAGAUGGAGGAGGUGAUCUCUCCGUCAGACACAGAGAACACAGUGUGUUUGACGGACCCAGGGGGUCAUUCGCCCCAGCCUCAGCCCCCCAGCCCCCGCAGCAACAUGCCGGACAGUGCGAGGGACAGUAUCCCCUGCCUCAGGGUUAAAGACCGUAUGAUACGGAUGCCUCCCGGUUACCAGGCGGAGCUUGUGGUGCAGUUGCUAUGGGUGGAUGGAGAGCCGCCUCAACAAAUCACCAGCUUGGACUUGAACUCCGCCUACGGACUGUUGGCUCUGGGUAACUGUAAUGGUCUGGCCGUGGUGGACUACCUCCAGAAGACGGUGAUCUUGUGUAUGAGCACCGUUGAGCUCUACGGCGCAGCCGACCCUUUUCAGCGCCUCACGCGGUCCCCACGCAAGAACCGCCAGUCCACAUCAGACUUUUGCAUGCGUGGCCUGUCUAACUUUUAUUCCGAUUCAAAGAAAAGGAUCCGUACCUCCUACCAGAGCCUUACCGAGCUUUCAGACAACCAGGUGUCUCUGGACCUGGAGAGGAGCAAGUCACCCACCUCAGUGCCCUAUCCUUCCUCCAUCCACAAUGACCCUCGGGCCACGGCGGAGCCCGUGUCCAACCUGCGUGCCAGCCAUUACAGUCCAGUCUUUUACCUGCUGGACAAUGUAAAGGGACCAGGCAGAAAGUUAAGUCUACCCACUGAUCUUAAGACUGAUCUUGAUCAUGUGAAUGGACAUUGCACUAGCCCGACCUCCCAGCCCUGCGUGCCCGGGAGGCCCCGUGUGCCUGGGGGCCCUGAGGGGCCACGCCUCAGCCGCCGGGGGCCCGGCCGACCGCCCUUCCGCAAGGCCCAGUCCGCCGCAUGCAUGGAGGUCUCUUUGCCUGUGUCCUCCCUCACCGAAGGUUACGCGUCUAGACGGGCCAUGCUGCAGCAGCUGCAUGGUGUCACUAUGUACUCACACGAUGAGCACCACACCACCACCUACUCCUGGACCGAGAGAGAGAGCCGGGAGAACUCGUUCAGCCGUUCGCGGAGUUCCAGCGUCUCCAGUAUAGAUCGGGACACCAAAGAGGCGGUGACCACGCUGCUGUUUGCCGAGUCAUAUGGCCGCAAGUCGGACGCGCUGCCCACACCAUGCUUGUGGGUGGGCACCAGCUUGGGCUUGAUGCUGCUUGUGCCCAUGUCCAUCCCCACUGAUGAGCAGGAGAGGAUGGAGGAGCCUAUCACUGUGGCGCCCACCAGCACGGUCCUGAUGCUGAAAGGCUCAGUUCUGCGGUUCAGUUUCUUGGACUGUGCAGGCUGUCUGAUCCAGAGUCCGUACGAGGUGUGGCGAGACGGUAAUGCCCCCGAGGAUCCCGAAAGGCCCCGAAGGCGCAAGCUGGUCAACUUCUCGCCCUGUUCCUCACAGGACGCCAUUGGGGACGGCCACCUGGCCGUGGUUUGCUCUGAGCGGCAGGCCAAGGUGUUCCUCAUGCCCUCGCAGGCCUGCCUGUAUGUGCACAACAUCACCGAGUCGUCCUUCGUGCUGCGGGCAGACGUGGUGGCCGUCUCCAACAGCGUGUGUCUGGCCUGCUUCUGUGCCAACGGACACGUCAUGAUCCUCAGUCUGCCCAGUUUACGGCCCCUGCUGGACGUGCACUACCUGCCGCUGACGGACAUGCGCAUUGCCAGAACGUUCUGCUUCACUAACGGAGGGCAGGCCCUCUACCUGAGCUCACCCACGGAGAUACAGCGCAUCACCUACAGCCAGGAGAUGUGUGAUAAUCUGCAGGAGAUGCUGGGAGAGCUUUUCACACCCACCGAGACCCCUGAGGCACAGAACCGAGGCUUCCUGAAGGGCUUCUUUGGAGGGAACGCCCAGACCUUUGAUCGUGAAGAGCUCUUUGGUGAAGCAGCAGCGGGCAAGGCCUCUCGGAGCCUGGCCCAGCACAUCCCAGGCCAGGCCAGUGUGGAGGGAAUGCGGGUGGCUGCUGGCGGUGCUGUGGGUGAACUGGCUCGAGCCCGGAUUGCCCUGGAUGAAAGAGGCCAGAGACUGGGCGAGCUGGAGGAAAGGACGGCCCUCAUGAUGGCCAGCGCAGAGACCUUCUCUAAACAUGCUCACGAGCUGAUGUUGAAAUGCAAGGACAAGAAGUGGUAUCAGUUUUAGAGGUCUCUGGAUGAAGGCUAAUUCUGCCCUCGUACCACAAGGGGGCGCUACUCUGGGACAUGGACCUUCACUCUUUGAUGAAGAGAAGGAGAAAGAGAGGUUAAUGGAGGGACUGAAGGCUGCUCCACCUCUGUCUGGGACACGUGUACAGGACUACGUCUCAAUCAGACCGGCUCCACGGACAGAGGACAGAAAACGAUGGAGACGCGUACCGUUAGCGUUGACAAGCGGGUUGCGAGUUGUUGGGGAAGGGGGAGGGGUUGGAGGGCUCCUUCCCCUUUUCCUAAGCUGUGGAUUAGACCAUCUUUGUUCAUGUACAGAGGUUGGGGGUCUUCUCACAUGAAGUGAACCGGCUCUUGCUGUGUAGAUACUCUGAGCGUUACGAAACCAACAAGACUGCAUGAAACAAAAAUGGAUGACCUAUAAAAACAUAAAACUGCCAUAUUCAAAAAGCAGCAUGUUACUUUAAAACAAAAAGGGAAAAUAGAAUAACAAUUUUAUUUAAUAUUAUAAGCCAAUAUCAGAAACUUAUGACGAAAAACUUUAUAUUUUUUGAAAUAGCGAUAAAAUAUAAAUAAAAAAGACAAGCUGUAUACCUGCAUUGCUAUAAGGCCAAAAUAUCCUUUUUUAUUUAUUUAUUGAGUUAUUUAAUUAAUUAUGCCAUACUAUUUUGUUUUAAUAACGUAUUAUUUAAAAACGCACCACUCUGUCUUCACACCAGUACUUGUACACCCUUGUAUUCUGAUCGCAGACCAUGAAAGUGUUGCGAAACGCUGCGGUUAGCGAUAAAACAUAUAAAAUCACGUGCUACUCCACGCAAAAAAGUAACCCAGUGUUUACAAAAGAGAAAAAAGCUGCUGACACGGAAACACUUCCCUUAAAUAACAGCUUUACCACUGAACCGAUCGAUCAAGUUACUUCACCCGCUUCUAGAAACAUACGAAGUGAAUAAAAAAAAAAAUCAACAAACACGUGGUUUUAGAUGUAUAAGCGAGACGUGAUCUGUAUCCGGCAAUACGUGCCAUGAGUGUACGUCUAUGUGGUCUUACUUGGGUUGUGUUUCUAUUCAUGAAGCCAGUGUUAUAAUAAUACAUGUGCCAUAUUCUAGAUGGGUGAAGUAUCUUUCCUGUAAACUAGCGAUGAACUUCUUAUGCUGUCUGUGGUUGAUAUUUUCGAGCUGUUACCUGUAGAUGAAAACUAGCCUAACUCGUUGGGUUAGGGUUAGCCUGGUCAUUCGUGUCUGUUACAAUUAAAAGAACUUUUUAAUUUUUUUUCUUUUUACCAAUAACUCUCACAGCUGGCUAUGUUGUUUCGUUUUCUGGACUUUUCUGCUGCCUUGGGCCAUGUGUGGUGCGUCGCGGUGUACCUCACUAGAGACGACCUACGGAGAAACCUCUGCCAAAACCGCGAAGCUUGAACGAGUCUGUGAGUAGCAGGUAGAAUGCGUUCGAAGUUUACAUCACAUCAGAUGAUUGUUCACUUGUGUCUUCUGGUCGUUCUUUGAAUACGUGUGUGGAGAGGCGGAGCCUGGGCAAGCGACAUGAAUAUGCAUGUCCUUCCAGUGUUGUCGUUGAACGUAAACGUACGUGUACGGAGUGUUUGGACUAAACAGAUAGCCUUGCGCUUAGCAUUAACUACAUGUGAGCGAAAAAAAAUAUGUUUCUGAAUUGUAUUUUUUCAGUGUGAAAUCAACUUUGUUUUAGUUUUAUUUUUCCUUUGACCUGUUGUGCUUGUGCUGUAAGACUACAAUUCCCUUCAUUUCCUCCACGGCUUACUGACUUCAUUUCUUCUGCACUUUCUUUUGUAUAUACACACACACACACUCUCACACACACACAGAAAAGGGCCUACACAUAAAAUGCUGUUAAAAAUAAGUCUGAAUGGGAAUGCCCAUGAUAGCUAGCAGUUAGGCUGACUUUACAAGGCAAAAUUUCUCAUCUUGCUAGAUAAAUCUCCAUUCGUUUGUUAAGUUCAGUAGCUACUAUACUUGUCUUGUUGUCUUGAUGUUACACAUUUCUCAAUACAGCCAACAUUAAUUUUACAACAAAAACAACAUUUUGAAAUUAAAAGGCUGUGCUACAGUACAACACAGCAUCCAGACAUAAGCUCAAACCAAAGCUAACAUGCUAGUCAUUAUUCACAAAAUGUGAUCUCUGUAAUUCGAUUCAAGCAAGAGACAAAAAGAGAGGGGAAAUGAAUUAUUUAACUACACAGAGAUUAUUAAAAAAGUAUGGUAACACUGAAGAACAAACUGUUGUGCUGCAAACAGACCAAAAGAAAUUAGCUGUUAGCAUUAGCUGAUUGGCUAGGUUGUCAGGCUAGCUGGUUAGAGAAACAUUAGCCUGGUUGGUUUUGGUUGCUCAGUAGUCUGAGUAGUCUCCUUCUCAAAUGUCUAAUAAACAGUACUACAAUUUGUUACAAGAAGCAAGUAAGACACAAGACUAUAUUAAAAUUUAGAAUCAUGAUUUUUUUAAAACAACUAAAGAAAGUUCUGCCGUGUAAAGCCAGCCCGAAGCUGAUUUGUCCCUUUUUAUCAGUUUGCUUUGUUUUCAUGUCGUAAUGGAAAACAGCUCUAAAUGUCACAGAACUGAUACGUGUUACAAUAUAAACAGCCAUGAGAUUCAAACAAACUUGGAACCAAGACCAGGCUGUUUAUUGUUUCGAGGCCAAGAGAAUGUUCAAGCGUCUGUUAUACAAUCCCGUCCGUCUUUUUUUCUUCACAUCCGUCAUCACGUUUGUUUCAGCAGCAGAAAAAAAUUACAGGGUGUUUUGUUUCUAUGUUCUGAGAUUUUAUACUAAAAUGUACAGUUGAACCUGUGGAGACUGGAGGGAGAAAUGUCAUAGCCUAUAAAUGAAACUUCUGACUAAUGUGAUUUGGAUAUUCCUCUGUAAAUGUCGUACCUGUUGAAAGAUGGUACCCUGUCUAACAUCCUGACUAGAGUUCUGUAGUCCCCCCCCCCCCUCAAACUCCUCCCAAACUCUGAGCCGCUGCACUCUUCAGAGAAGGCAGCAACGUCGGUCUUGUUUAAAUGGAUACUACCACCUUUUGUUCUUAUCGAUAUUACAGUAGUGUUAUAGAGAUUACUGGAAAUAAAAAAUCAUUAAACAUAUGUUGAUGCUAAUCAAAUUGAAAUAAACAUUGAUUGAUGUACACACGA
Messenger RNA from Astyanax mexicanus (Mexican tetra), 8244 nucleotides. RefSeq names its product syntaxin binding protein 5L (gene stxbp5l). Gene Ontology annotation, cellular component: SNARE complex; plasma membrane; cytoplasm. NCBI's taxonomy places the organism in Eukaryota, Metazoa, Chordata, Actinopteri, Characiformes, Acestrorhamphidae. Gene Ontology annotation, molecular function: myosin II binding; GTPase activator activity; syntaxin binding. Gene Ontology annotation, biological process: regulation of exocytosis; regulation of protein secretion. The transcript has 30 exons. The record is from RefSeq and is a predicted model, not a curated record. Bases 1286 to 5086 code for a protein of 1266 amino acids.